This is a messenger RNA of Plenodomus lingam JN3, 1674 nucleotides long. RefSeq lists its product as uncharacterized. NCBI's taxonomy places the organism in Eukaryota, Fungi, Ascomycota, Dothideomycetes, Pleosporales, Leptosphaeriaceae. The record is from RefSeq and is a predicted model, not a curated record.
AUGUCGGGCAUGUGGAAAGGCGGCCAGAACAGUUCGCAGAAUGGCGAUCAACUGAACGUGGAGCCACCGCACCCAAUUCCACAGGAUGAUGGCGUCUCCAGGUCUUCGAGACGUAGCUACGAGCCCUCGAGGAGAAGCUAUGAGGAGCCGAACGAGCGUACCCGUCUUCUCGACCGUCCCAGGCCGCCACCGAACGCCGAUGGCUACUUGGAUCCAGAUGACCCAGCGGUAUCUCCAUACAAUCUCUGGACGGUGCGGGCUAUGCGCUACCUGACCGUUCUCUUCCUAGUCGUCACCUUCCUGUGGUGGGUGCUUUUGUUGGUCUCCAUCUUCGUCUCUCCACCUGGUCUUCAUACGCGCGGAUCGGGCUUCUUCGACUUCGCCUACACAUGUCUUACUCUCGGAAAUCUUCUCGUGGCUACCAUUUUCUUCGUCACGCCAGCCAAAGGACUGCGCAUCACCACGGCCAUCAUUGCGGUGCUCCUUGCGAUUGACAUGAUCAUCAUUCUGGCUGUACCACGUCUUCGGCUGGAGGAAGGAUGGGUCGGUAUUGCCAGUGUCAUUUGGGCAUUCCUCAUGGCCGUCUGGUGCAUCCUAACAGAUCGUGUCGUCGCAUACGGCAAGAAGGAAGAGGAGGAGCGUCUGACUGGCCGGGCAGAGACAAGACGCACUCUCAAGGAGUGGGUUGCGGUUCUCAUUGCAACUACCUUGACCGUACUCUUCAUCAUCAUUGUCAUCCUAAUGACUGCUACCCUCGGCCUGCGCACCAGCGAUGCAACCCUCAAGAUGUACGGCGACCGUGUUCUCGUCGAUGGUGACAAGUAUGCUGUGCACCUCGCAUGUGUUGGCAACGUCACCUACACUGGUGAGACCAGGGACCCUACCGUUCUCCUCGAGGCUGGAGAAGAGCCCCUCGAGUACGAUUUCGAGCACUGGGCCUAUGCAGCCUACAAGAAUGGCACCAUCUCGCGCUACUGCUACUGGGAUCGUCCAGGCUAUGCCUUCUCCGACAACGCUCCUUCUCCACACUCGGCCGGCAUGUCGGCUGACGCGCUUUCGGAGGCCCUCUCCGUAACUGGGGAGGAAGGCCCAUGGAUCCUCGUCUCGGCCGGUUCUGGAAGCAUCGUCUCGCGUAUCUUUAGCUCCCGCCACCUCAAGCAAGUCGUCGGUAUCAUGAUGAUCGAUCCCCUCCACGAGGACCUGCUUCACCGCAUUGGUAGCCCCGGUCGCGGUUUUCUUCUAUGGGCAUGGGGCAUCAUCUCUCCUCUUGGCACUGUCCGUCUCGCCGGCGCAAUCUUCAAAGGUCGCACACGCGAAGACCGUGUCUACGGCCGCAACGCCUACCAAUCCGGCAAAUUUAUCAAGGCACAGCUCCAGGAGAACCUGCUUGCCGACUCGCUCACCAAGAACGAAGUCGUUUCGUCAAGGAAUAUUCAAAGCGCUGAUACACCGCUUGCCAUUGUGUCGAGCGGCAUCUCCUGUGGCAAGGACCGCGAGUGGGAGCGCAAGCAGGAGGAUCUGACCAGGCUGACGGAUAACCUGGUAGCCUUUGAUAUUGUUAAGAAGGCACCGCAUCAGGUAUGGCAUACGCUUGAGGGCCGCAGCGUCAUGGAGAAGAGACUCAAGGCGCUCGUCAAGGCGGCGCAUAAGAUGAACUCUACUGCAGAAGAGUGA